Spathaspora passalidarum NRRL Y-27907 is the source of this 2316-nucleotide messenger RNA. It is a transcript of the gene HCA4, whose product is annotated as RNA-dependent ATPase. Gene Ontology annotation, molecular function: nucleic acid binding; ATP binding; RNA helicase activity. The transcript has a single exon. The record is from RefSeq and is a predicted model, not a curated record. Gene Ontology annotation, biological process: rRNA processing. NCBI's taxonomy places the organism in Eukaryota, Fungi, Ascomycota, Pichiomycetes, Serinales, Debaryomycetaceae. Gene Ontology annotation, cellular component: nucleus. Bases 9 to 2276 code for a protein of 755 amino acids.
AAACAGCAAUGGCCAAACCAAAGGGAAAGAAAGCUGUGAAAUCUUCCAGCAGAAAGGAAAGUCGUCAGAAACAACAACAGGAGUUGGAUAAACUACAAGAAAGAAUAAACAACUAUGAUCCAAAGGUAGACGAAAGUUCAAUAUCACAAUUUAGUGAUUUGCCAAUCACGCAAAAUACCCUUCAAGGCUUAAAAGAAGCCAACUUCGUGUCAUUAACUGAUAUCCAACGUAAAACUAUUCCCAUUGCAUUGAAAGGAGAAGAUGUUAUGGGUACUGCCAGAACCGGGUCUGGUAAAACUUUAGCAUUCUUAGUUCCUACUAUCGAAUCAUUAAUUAGAAACAAGAUUACUGAAUUUGAUGGAUUAGCAGCAUUGAUUGUAUCGCCAACUAGAGAGUUAGCGGUGCAAAUCUUCGAAGUAUUAACCAAGAUUGGAAAAUACAACCAAUUUUCUGCCGGUCUUGUUACUGGUGGUAAAGAUGUCAAGUAUGAAAAGGAAAGAGUAUCAAGAAUGAACAUAUUGGUGGGUACACCAGGAAGAAUUUCUCAACAUUUGAAUGAAGCCGUCGGUAUGGAAACUUCUAAUUUACAAGUAUUGGUCUUGGAUGAAGCCGAUAGAUGUUUGGAUAUGGGGUUCAAGAAACAGAUAGACAAUAUCUUGGGACACUUGCCUCCAACUAGACAAACCUUGUUAUUUUCAGCUACUCAAUCAGACAAUGUCAAGGAUUUAGCCAGAUUAUCUUUGACUAACCCACAAAGAAUUGGUGUUUCUUCAGAUCAAGAAAUUUCAGCUACCCCAGAGUCAUUAGAACAAUAUUAUGUUAAGGUACCAUUGGAUGAGAAAUUAGAUGUUUUGUGGUCCUUCAUCAAAUCACAUUUGAAAAGUAAGAUUUUGGUGUUCUUUUCUUCUUCAAAGCAAGUACAGUAUACCUAUGAGACUUUUAGAACAUUACAACCAGGUAUUUCCUUGUUGAAAUUGUACGGGCGUCAUAAACAAACAUCUCGUUUGGAAACAACCAUGAAGUUCAGUCAAGCACAAUAUGCAUGUCUUUUUGCUACUGAUAUUGUGGCGAGAGGAUUAGAUUUCCCCGCUAUUGACUGGGUAGUUCAGGUGGAUUGUCCGGAAGAUGCAGCCACUUAUGUCCACAGAGUUGGUCGUUCCGCUAGAUUUGGAAGGCAAGGGAAAUCAUUAAUGAUGUUAUUACCUUCUGAAGAAGAAGGAAUGUUGAAGAGAUUGAAAAUCCACAAGAUUGACCCUAAGUUUAUGAAUAUUAAACAGAAAAGUAAGAAAUCAAUCAGACCACAAUUACAGUCAUUGUGUUUCAAAGACCCAACCAUCAAGAACUUGGGCCAACGUGCAUUCAUUUCAUAUUUCAGAUCAGUACAUAUUCAAAAGGAUAAAGAUAUUUUCAAGAUUGAUGAACUUCCAGCUGAAAAAUUCGCAGCAUCAUUGGGAUUACCUGGUGCACCAAAGAUUAAAAUCAAGGGCGGUGCUGAUAAUAAGGAAAAGAAGAAUGCUUCAAGAAAAUUAUUGGCAUUGGCUAAGGCAGAUGAUGAUGGUGAAACAAAGGAUGAGUCCUCUAAGGUAAGAACCAAGUACGAUCGUAUGUUUGAAAGAAAGAAUCAAACAAUAUUAUCUGAUCACUACUUGAAAAUGACAGAUGCCAAAGGUGAUGAUGAUAGCGAUGACGAUUUCAUGAAAGUGACUAGAAAGGAUCAUGAAUUAAAUGAAGAUGAAUUACCUGAUUUAACCCUUCCUAAUUCUAAGAGACAAGCCAAGAAGGCACUUUCAAAGAAAGCUUCAAUUGCUUCCAAGGGUAAUCCUAGCAAAUUAGUAUUUGACGAUGAAGGUGUACCACAUGCAAUUUAUGAAUUAGAAGAAGAAGAAGAUUUUAUAAAGGCUGGUGAUGCCAAGACUCAGAAGGAAGAUUUCGUAGCUAGGGAACGAGAAGUAAUGAAGGAAACUGAUGAAGUUGAUAAAGAAGUUGCUAGACAAAAGAGACAAGAAAAGAAGAGAAAGAGAAAAGAAAUUGAAAGAAGAGCAAGAGAAGAAGAAUUAGGUAGUGGAGACGAAGAACCCGUUGUUGCAACCUUAGGUGGCAUUGAUUUAGAACGUGAUAUGGAACAACCUUCUUCUGAUGAAGAGCCAGUUUCUAAGAAACCUAAGUGGUUCGAAGAAGAAAACAAGAAGACAAAGAAGGAUGAAUUUGUUGAAUAUGAACAACCUGAAACCUUGGAAGAUUUAGAAUCUUUGACUGCAAAAUUAUUGGGAAAUUAAAUAGAAAUAGGUUUUAUAGAAUUAACUUGUAAAUGAUUGC